AUGGAUAAUUUGAUCAGAACAAUAGUUGACGACAAAACAUCCUACCAGCUGUUGUGGUUCCUGGCACUAAACCUGACGUUUGCGUUCGUGGAACUGGCCUAUGGCAUCUGGGCGAACAGCCUGGGGUUGAUCUCGGACUCCUUCCACAUGUUCUUUGACUGCUCAGCUCUUCUGGGUGGCCUUGUUGCCUCGAUCAUUUCACAGUGGGAGGCCAAUGAAUUGUUCUCGUUUGGAUAUGUGCGAGCUGAAAUCUUGGCUGGUUUUGUCAAUGGUAUCUGUCUCCUGUUUGUUGGAUUCUUCAUCUUCUCGGAGGCUGUCAAG
Molecule: messenger RNA, 321 nt
Organism: Candidula unifasciata
Lineage: Eukaryota; Metazoa; Mollusca; Gastropoda; Stylommatophora; Geomitridae
Source: the annotation of a GenBank genome assembly